This is a messenger RNA of Acipenser ruthenus (sterlet), 7072 nucleotides long. It is a transcript of the gene rab3gap2, whose product is annotated as RAB3 GTPase activating protein subunit 2 (non-catalytic). The record is from RefSeq and is a predicted model, not a curated record. NCBI's taxonomy places the organism in Eukaryota, Metazoa, Chordata, Actinopteri, Acipenseriformes, Acipenseridae. The transcript is spliced from 35 exons. Gene Ontology annotation, biological process: regulation of GTPase activity. The coding region runs from base 270 to 4415 and encodes 1381 amino acids.
AAUUUGCGUUAUGGGCGCCUCUGUGUAGUUUGUGCUGUGAAAUCUCGUCAGCUGGGCUGUGUCACAGACAGCUCAACAUUUUUUUUUAUUUUUUAUUUUUUAUUGAAAACAGAAUCAGAUACGAAGAGAGACAGCGUUACCCAUUGCUUUCAAAAACACACACUGCAGAGAGAUAGCUCUGCUUUCCUUUCGUCCCCAGAGUCCAGCGGUACAUGUACUACUAGUCUUGUAUACACAGCCGCCUGUCUGUCCGGAUCGGGUCUCUCACAAUGUCCUGCUGUCUGCUCGAGUUCUGCCGGAUCCAGGAUCUCAAAUCCGUCCGGGACUUUCUCUUCCAAAACCUCCGAACCGCCACCACCUCUACAGCUGCCGAGCACAACAAAAACGCAAAUGAUAAAGAUCUGAACUGGGAGGAUGCAGACUGGGGAUCCUGGGAAGAGAAGGAGAGUGAUGAAGCGGUUCAGGAGGAGAGUGUCAGUGCACCCCACAGCGCAUCCUGGCUGCAGGACUGUGUACUGUCUCUGUCUCCCACCAAUGACCUCAUGGUGAUUGCCCGCGAGCAGAGAGCCGUCUUCCUGGCACCAAAGUGGAAGACGGGCGAUAGUGGCCGGGAGGAGAUGCAGCUUGCCCUGUCCUGGAGUGGAGCGCUCAAUGCAGAGGAGGGGGAGUGUGUCAGCAGUGCAAUCUGCAUUCCUCUCGCCAGCCAGAAACGGAGCUCGACAGGAAGGCCUGACUGGACCUGCAUUGUGGUGGGCUUCACCUCGGGGUACGUCCGCUUCUACACUGAGAGUGGGGUGCAGCUCCUGGCUCAGCUCCUGAAUGAGGACCCGGUCCUGCAGCUUAAGUGCCGCACCUACGAGAUCCCCCGACACCCCGGAGUCACUGAGCAGCAUGAGGAGUUGAGUAUCCUGUACCCCUGCGCUCUGGUCACUAUCGACGGAUUCAGUCUCUUCCAGUCUCUGCGUGCCUGCCGCAACCAGGUGGCACGAGCUGCUGCAGCAGGGAACGAGAAUGUCCAGCCCCCUCCCCUGGCCUAUAAGAAGUGGGGUCUGCAGGACAUGGACUCCAUAGUGGACCACGCCAGCAUUGGCAUCAUGACGCUAUGCCCCUUUGAUCAGAUGAAGAACGCCUCUAUCCUGGGGGGCUACCACGCCACACUGAAGGGGAGCCCCCCUGCCAUGUCCCAGUAUAUCACCGUCGGCGCCGGGCCCUUCUCGGGAUUCUACUACGCCAUAGAGGGGAGCUCUCAGCCUCUUCUCUCCCAUGUGGCUUUGGCUGUUGCGAGCAAGCUGACCUCUGCCCUCUUCAAUGCAGCCAGUGGCUGGCUCGGCUGGAAGAACAAGAAUGAGGAGGAGCCGGUCCAGAAACAGAAACCCAAAAUGGAGCCAGCCACCCCACUUGCUGUCAGGUUUGGUCUCCCCGAUUCCCGUCGUCACGGCGAGUCGAUCUGCCUCUCUCCCUGCAGCACGCUGGCUGCUGUCACUGACGACUUUGGCAGAGUCAUCCUGCUGGAUGUGGCACGAGGCCUGGCUAUCCGCAUGUGGAAGGGGUACCGUGAUGCUCAGGUGGGCUGGAUCCAGGUGUUGGAGGUUCUUAACGAGCGCGAGUUGGACCCCCGUUCUGCUCCGCCCUCUCCACAGGGUCCCAGUCGUGUUGCGCAGUUCCUGGUGAUCUACGCACCGCGCCGCGGCAUCCUGGAGGUGUGGGGCACACAGCAGGGGGCACGUGUUGGGGCAUUCAACGUGGGCAAGCACUGCAGGUUACUGUACCCCGGCUACAAGAUCAUGGGUCUGAACAACGUGACCAGCCAGGGCUGGCAGCCCCAAACACAGCAGGUGUGCCUGAUUGACGCAGCCACCGGCAGCCUGAGGACUGUCAACGUGCCCUUCCACCUGGCACUCAGUGAUAAGAAGAGCGAGCGCGCACGGGACAUGCACCUGGUGAAGAGGCUGGGCGCGCUGCUCAAAGCCAAGGAGCUCAGCAGCGAGACUGUGGAGACAGAAGCCAAGAACAUCCUCCAGGACAUCAAGUAUCCAGCCAUCAAAAAACAGGCGCUGGAGUCCCUGCUGUCCAGUAAGAACGUGCCUCUCUCCUCUCUGACCAGCAUCGCUCAGGCCCUGCUGGACAGCCUCAAGGGGCAAGACCCGGAGGGUGUUGAUGAGGCAUUACUGCAGCUGUGCUCCAGCCAGCUCAAACUGCUGCAGCUCUACACCGACAUUGAGAAGAUCCACUCGGAGGGGGCGGGGCAGGACAGCACUACAGCCGACACUGACCUCUCCUCGGUGCUUCGUCUGAGUGAGGAGGAGCUGUCCCGGAUUCAAGCCCUGCUGCAGCGAUACAGAGAGGAGAGCAGCCGGCCCUCUGUCAGCUUCGCUCAAGACCCUGGGGUUGCACUUCCUGUGCGCAGCUUUCUGUCCCAGAUGGAGUGUGAGGAAGGGGCAGUGAGGCUGAGCCGGGGUCAGGACAGCGACUGGAUCCAGCUUGGCAGCCUGUUCUUCUGGAGGUGUCUCUGUGGGGAGUGCGCCCCCAAGAGGAUCUGCCAGACCCUGCAAGACUCAGGGAUCAGUCCCCAACAGCUGCUGUCCCUGCUGCUCAGUGUGUGGCUCUCUCGAGAGCGAGAGGUUCUGAAGAGUCUGGAGACUGUGAGCUGCCUGCACAGCCUGCUCACCCUGCUGAGCAGCAUGACAGGUGCAGUGGAGGAGUCCUGGGACCUGCAGUCUGUCUCCCCCUGGUGGCAGCAGGUGCGCAGUGAGUGUUCCCAGGCAGAGAGCCCUGGAGCCGCCCUGCUGGCAGCUCUCGUGGGGCACAGCGUGGCCAAGAGCAGAGUCAACCAGCUGGCAGAGAAGAAGUUCCAGAGCCCUGAGGGGAUGACAGACUCCUGGGAGGCUCUGUCUCUGGAUCUGGAGCAGUGGGGAGUGCUGCUCAGACAGCUGGAAGACUGCCUCCUCUUGCAGACUCUGCUGAGCUGUCCUGCCCCCAGAGGAGCAGCAGGGGGUGCUGUGAGCACAAGCAGAAUAACUGUGCGUGGGCUGCUGGAGGCUGGGAGAGGUGGCGUGGCGGACAGUGUGGCUAAGUGGGUGUUCAAGCAGGACGUGGUACCGCGGCUCCUCAAAGCAGCGCUGGGGAAGAGGGGGGCUGCAGAGAGCCAGGAGGAGGAGGGGGAGGGGGAGGAGGGCAGCAGCAGUGAUAAGCCUGAGACUGAGGGAGAGGGCCGGGGCUUCCAGAGGGCUGCAGAGCUCCUGCGCGCAGUAUGCCAGCGCUUCCCCUGCUCCCUGGACCCUGACCUGCUCUUUGCUCACUGCUGCUGGGAGUACGUGGUGCAGUGGAACAAAGACCCAGAGGAGGGGCGCUACCUGGCCUGGUCUGUUGAGCACCUUCGCUGCAUCUGCAACGCUCACAUCCAGCACGGCAUCGCGGUGAUGAUGUGGAGCACCUUCAUUGUCAAGCGCUUCUCUGCAGCUGCGUUCCUGAUGGACAAGGUGGGGAAGGCACCGAAGGACCGACUGUGCAGAAGAGAUGUAGGAAUGGGAGACUCUGCUAUGACCUCCUUCCUGGGAUCCUGCUCUCAGCUCCUGCAGACGUUGAUGGAGGCGGAUGUGGGCAGUGAUGAGAUGGGUGUGCCCCUGCUGGAGGUGGAGGACCCCUGGCAGUGUGUGGAAGGGCCGGCCUCCAUCGUGGAGCUGGCUCUGGAGCAGAGGCACGUGCACUACCCGCUGGUGCAGCACCACUACAUCCUGACCAGCAUCCUGCACGCCAUCAUGAGGUUCAGCAUCAAGACCGUCAAGCCACUCGGGCUGUUCGACAGCAAGGGUAAGAAUGCCUUCUUCAGAGAUCUGACGACGAUCCAGCUUCUACCCAGUGAAGACAUGGACCCCACCCUGGUGUCACUGAGACAGCAGUUCUUGUUGAAGGUGUUGAGUGGCUGGGUGCAGUCCGUGCCUCGUGAUGACUCCUGUCCCCCCCUGGCCCUUCUCCCUCAGGACCAGGCCUGGCCUGCACUGGCUGUGGAGCUGGCCCCCGUGCUGCAGGUUAGCGCCGAUGUGCUGAGGCGCCAUCUAGUGUGUGAGCUGUACAACUAUGGCCUAGACCCACUCGCUGAAGAGGUGAUGCUGCAGGUGGAGGAUCAGGAGGUCCUGGCCUCACAGCUGCUCAUCCUGACGGGUCAGAGGCUGGCCUUCGCCCUGCUGCACACCCAGACUAAGGAGGGCAUGGAGCUGCUGGCCAGGCUGCCCCCCAUGCUCUGCACCUGGCUCAAAGCAAUGGACCCGCAGGACCUGAAGAACACAGACGUGCCUCUCUCCCGCACCGGCAGGCUGGUGAGCCGGGUCAUCGACGCGCUGCCUGAGAACCACGGCCAGUACGGGCUGGCACUGCACCUCGUGGAGGCUGUGGAGGCCAUGGGAGCACCACAGUGAGGGAGGGGGCUGAGAGAUGAGGGGAUAGAAGGGGGAGGCAUUGCAGAGAGAGAGAGAGAGAGAGGGAGGAGAGGGGCUCCACUGAGUGAAAACAAGGGUGUGAGGGGCAAGACUGGGAGAGAGAAAUCUCUGUAGGGUUGGAGGUACACAGCAGGAAGAGGGAGGUAGAGGAGAGGGUGCGGGGGGCAGGGGGCGAAUCAUAAGGCAAGGAGGGAGGGAGUGUUUUGAAUUUGUAUUUUUUGUGUGUUAUUUUUUUUUAUUUUAUUUUGUAACUAGAGUAUGACUAGCGUUCCGCAUUUUCGGUUUUCAUCUUCACACAUUUUUCCUGGGAAUUUUUCAGUUUUUAUUUUAGAUAUAUUAAAAGAGGGGUAAAAUCGGUAAAAAAAAAAAUAUAUAUUUUGAAUUGAAACAAAGGUCAAAUUCUCAGUAUACACUUUACGUGUGGAAUAUGAUGUGUAGCAGUUCUGUUUAAUGUCCCUGGCAAAUUUUGCCAUGUAUGAUGAAGCAGAAUCUGCAUCGAGGCCGCAUUGUCCCAAGUUAACUGAUACUUUCCGAACGUUUGGGCAAACACUGUGCUGACACAACUAGUAUUUGCAGAAGGUAUGAACGUGACAUCAGCACCAAACAAGCCGAGUUUGUUCGCCUUGAAAUCAUAAAAAUAAAAUUACGAACAUGUACCUCAAUGCAGCAGUAUUUACAACGCAAUGCAUCCUCUGCCUGUAAUUUUUCAGUAAAAUUUGGAAAAAACCAGAAAUGCAGAACACUAGGUAUGACAUACUAGACAAGGAACUUACUGAAGUACAUGUCUAAUUUAAUUUACUGACAGCUCAUUCAUCCUACGUGACAAGGCAGCUCUAGCUAGGUAACUGUCACUGCAGAAGGGUCUUUUAAAAUGCCUGUGAAAUGCAUGGGUCAGCUCUCCCUGUGUCCAUCUUUUACCUCCGGCCUCUCCCAAGAGAAAAAGGAAACACAAAAAGUUGACACAGUAACAGAAAGACAGAGGGAUCACGGGGUUAGGGGCUGGCAGGACCGUCCAGUUCACAGGAGGCUCAGAAACUGUCAUAUUAUUUAUUAUUGUAAAACCCUGAUUUAUUAUCUGAACACCUGUUAGCCCAGCAGUUAUCCCUUGUUAGCCUUGCUUGCUAUAGUAUGUGCAUUACCUCUGCCCUGUUACAGCAAUGGCUCUGUCAGCCCUCAAUCUAUUAUAUUUAUGGUACUGUAUGUUAUGUACCGAUAAAGAGGUUGAAAAGUAUCUUGCUUGUUUGAGAAGGUUUCUAGAUUUGGAGUAUCAUUUAAACAAUUUCACAGUUGGAAUUUGAUUAUCUGGUGUUAUUUAAUGUAGCCCGAAUGCUUGUGUGUAAUUUAUAUAUAUAUAUAUAUAUAUAUAUAUAUAUAAUUACACACACACACAUAUAUGUUGUUAUUAAAACUAACACCCCCACAGGCUAUUUCUGGUUUAUAAAAGAGCUUUAAUUCCUCUCCUUAUUUAUAUAAUAGCUGUGCCUGUACCUGCAUAAAUGACUUAAUUCUGUACAUUAAAUAAGAAAGAAAUGCAUUAUAUAUCUAUGUAUCAUUAUUAACAUGGCUAUAAAAACUGCACGAGGGGUAGGGGGGAGUCAUGCCUUCCUGGGGUGGGGGUGUCGCGCUGCCAGAGACAGAGAAAUAUCACAUUUCCAUCUGCACCAUGAAGCCAGUCUGUCAAACUCAAUCUCAUUCCCAGUGCCUGACUGGGGCUGCAGACAUUUCCACCUGAGGUCUGCUGUCCACAAUCCAAUAUGCAAGGCGGUCAAAGAUCACUUCCACAGAUUCAUUUGCCAACCUCCCAAUAGUCCCCACAUGGUAUAAUAUAUUCACAGGUUUCAUGUUAAGCUUACAUUUAUAUUAUAUUCCUAAAGACUUAAAACCUGCCUCUUUCUCUCUCUAGCAUCGUCUGCUGGGGACAUUCAUAAGUUUAACUUCCACCAUCAGUGUGGAGAGAUUGAGUUCUGGUUGAAAUCCCAUUGAUCUCGAUCUACUGCUCAGGGAUGGAAAUCAGCAAUUUCAAAUCAAUCCCAUCGGCGGGUGGAAAUGUGUCUUUAAACAAUUGUAUUUCACCGUCCGAGGCAGGCUACCUAUAACAACAACCCCAGCUCGCUGCUAGGACUGAGUUACUGUACUGUAGCUCUGUAUGAUGCUCUCAAUGCCCACAGUCCCUGCUCUUUCCCCUACUGCAUAACAGCACCUAAUGAGAGAAGUGAGUGGUGUACCAGCUAGACUUGUGAUACAGCAGCCAGGAUUCAGCAGAUACUAGUUUUCAUUGGUCUCACUGUAAUAUAGUAUCAAUGCAGGAUUUGGGGGAUUUUUAGCACUUAAUAUACACAUCUGAAUAACCCUUAAUUGUUUAUAGCGGGGAAUUGGAAGUAGUAGUAAACUUGUUUAUCUGUGCUAAAGCUACAUCCCGACUGAACCGCACUAUCAGAUAGAUUAAACAGGAAAUGGUCUCUUUGCUCAGCCUCUGAUUUGUUUUUUUUCCUCAGGAAGGCAUGCAACACAUGGUAUCUGAAUGGGGGGGUGGGGGCAGGCUUUACUAAAAGUUUGUUUCCCCAUCUUUGUAUUAGUAUGUAUAUAGUGAGCAAACAUAAAACGCUCUGAAAUAAAUAAAGCCAUAUGGAAUUCAA